CUAGUCGUCGUUUAUGGAACCGUCGGUUCUGGUAUUUCGCUUGUUGAUCCUUGUUGGUCUGAUUCGUCGAUUUGUGGUGUUGGUAUCCGCGGCAUCUUCUUAGGUAUCAUUGCUGAAGUUUCAGUGUUUGGCCUUGUUAGUCUUCGUUGGUGU
Molecule: messenger RNA, 153 nt
Organism: Dentiscutata erythropus
Lineage: Eukaryota; Fungi; Glomeromycota; Glomeromycetes; Diversisporales; Gigasporaceae
Source: the annotation of a GenBank genome assembly